GGCGGAGAGACGGUCCAGUUGGACAUGGAUCACCUGUUGGUGCUGUUGCUGUUGAGCUCAGACCCUGUCAGGCAGGUGGAUGGGACCAGUCCCUGCUCAGGAGGACUGGAGGUGAAGUCUAACCAGUGGUGGUCCUCAAUGUGUGACGCCACCUCCACACAGACCCUGAAGAAAGCUGCUGUUAACUGUAGACAGCUAGACUGUGGCUCUGCUGUCUCUGUAGGGCGGAGAACGGAGUUCCCAGACAGAUCCGUGUGGAUCAUCAGCUCAUCGGACAUAACACCAGAUUCCUCUCGCUUCAUCCUUGAUCUCACCUGCUUAAACUCUGUCAGGCUGGUGAAUGGGACCAGUCUGUGCUCAGGCAGACUGGAGGUGAAGUCUAACCAGUCUAAUCACCGGUGGUCCUCAGUGUGUGAAGCUGACUUUGACCAGCAGGAUGCGGAGGUGGUCUGUAGGGAGCUUGGGUGUGGGGCUCCUUCAGUCCUCCAGGGGGCGCUCUAUGGAGAAGUGGAGGCUCCAAAGUGGACCAAAGAAUUCCAGUGUGGAGGAAAUGAGACCUCUCUCCUGGACUGUAGAAGCUCAGACUUGGAUAGAAACAAAUUCUCACCUGGCAGAGCUGUUGGACUCACCUGCUUAGAGCCUGUCAGGAUGGUGGGAGAAGAUAGUCCCUGUGCAGGAAUACUGGAGGUGAAACAUAAUGGAGACUGGAGACCAGUGCACUUUUCUAACUGGACCAUGAAGGAAGCGGCGGCUGCCUGCAGAGAGCUUGACUGUGGUUCUGCAGUUUCUGUAGGAGAGAGAGCAGAGUUGUCACAAUUCGAUACCUGGUUGAUCAACUCUGAAUGUGUUCAGUCUGGAUCUCUGAGGGAGUGUGCAACAUCAGAUUUAUCUUCCUCCUCAGUGAAUCUCACCUGCUCAAAGCUGCUGCUUCAGCCCAAAAUCUUCAUUUCCUCCUCCACGGACAGGGUCUCUGAGGCCAGGCAGCAGGGGCUUAGGGUGACCAUGGGCUCUGACUUCACCAUCAGCUGCUCCAUCAAGCCACAGUACCCAGGAGGCUCCUUCCAGCUCUCCUUCACCUCCUACAACUCAGCACACAACUACACCCAGCCAGCUGUCAAUCACUCUGCCCGCUUCCGGUUUCCUGCUGCAGAGCCCACCCACCAAGGGAGCUACAGCUGUGUUUAUAACCUUGAUGUUUUUUCUCAUAACUUCUCCUCUGAGAGCCGUCAGCUCUCUCUCACUGUUUUAGGUAAGCUGACUGUUUACAUGCAAGGAUGA
Messenger RNA from Centropristis striata (black sea bass), 1278 nucleotides. RefSeq names its product scavenger receptor cysteine-rich type 1 protein M130-like. The coding region runs from base 25 to 1278 and encodes 417 amino acids. The record is from RefSeq and is a predicted model, not a curated record. The transcript has 5 exons. Gene Ontology annotation, cellular component: membrane. Lineage: Eukaryota; Metazoa; Chordata; Actinopteri; Perciformes; Serranidae.